Molecule: messenger RNA, 6003 nt
Organism: Stegostoma tigrinum
Lineage: Eukaryota; Metazoa; Chordata; Chondrichthyes; Orectolobiformes; Stegostomatidae
Product: protein ZGRF1-like
Exons: 27
Coding region: 158-4885 (1575 amino acids)
Biological process (GO): double-strand break repair
Cellular component (GO): nucleus; site of double-strand break
Molecular function (GO): helicase activity; zinc ion binding
Source: RefSeq, a predicted model, not a curated record
GGAACAUUCGAGAUUUGGCUGAAAAAUUUGAGCUCGAAUAUGCUACUUGCGUUUUUUUCCUCACCCCCCGCCCAAGGUACCGAAUCGGAGAUGGUAAUUCUGAGAUACAAUUGCAUCAUGAUGCAGAUGACCUGGUAAUUGGAAAAGACAAAACAAAAUGUCUUGCCGUGAGUUUGUUGUGCUGUAUACAAAUCAAAAAACAAGAAAAGCAAAGAAAUGGCAUGAUGGCAUUUUAAGAACCAGUUCCUAUGGAAAUAAGGCAACUUUGUAUGAUGAUAAAGGUCUCUGUUUGGAUCAUAUAUACAUUAAAUUUGAAGAGAUACGAUCAGGCAAUGACUUUGAGAGUGAUCGAUAUUUGAUUACUGUGGAAGAAGAAAAACCAUCUCAGAAUGAGGAUGCCAAUUGCUCUGGUCAGAAGAUGGCUACAAAGCUUGUCACAACUAACAUAAUGCCUGCAAACCUGCCUCGAUGCCACUUGCCUGUCGGUCUAAAAAGGAAGCACACGGGCUUUCAAGGACCACGGGAAAUAUCAAAGAAACCAACUAUCAAAGAGAAUGAUACAACAAGUGCAACAAAUAAAUCCCAGGCUCCAAAUUUUUCACUCCCUCAGGUUUAUGCCACUUCACCCCUUUUUUCUACUUUAUGCGCAAGGGAAACUUCGUCUUGCUCUGCUCUUGUUUCUGAAGCUUCCUCUUGUACGUCCAGUAAAGACCUGUCAAAAGAAAUGAUGCCCAGCUUCUCAUUAUUGCCCCCAGCAACACUGAAUCAUUAUGAGAAACCGAAGCACUGUGAAGAAAUGAGGUCUUUUCGUUCUGCACAUACCGGAUUUACCUAUGGAGAUUGCAAUGAAAGAAUAUCUGAAACACUCCAGUCUAAUACACCAACUUUCCCUCUGGGAUUGUCUUCCCAUUCUGAAUUAGUUCGUGAGAAUAAAAGGAGCAAAGCUCAGAUCCUAGCCCUACUUGCAACAAAAAUAGAAUCCAGCAGUCAUGAUUCAGAAACCUUUGAAGUUAAGCCACAGAUGCCAUUGGUUAGUAAUGGCACUGCUUUUGCUGCAGUUGAUAUCGCUGGCCAUCAACAGGAAAACUGCUUUGAUCAGCAUGACUAUCCAUACACAAAUGCAGAUCCUGGGUUGAUACAGCAUUGCAGCACAGUAUCACCUGCUUACCAUGCAGAUCGUAAUAUUACAGUGAAUUCAUCUAAAAGUUUUGGUGGAGACUGUUCUUCCUGCAAUACCGAAGAAAUGAAUCUAAAUUGUGAGGAAAUGGAAGAUUCCAUUGUUCAAACAACAAAUGACCAAACUAUAUCUCCAGAGGUUUGGGCGACUGCUGCUGUUGAUGAAACACUGGACAAUAACAUUUGCAAAUCGAAAGAAUUUUCUGUCAAAAUGGAUAGUCCACCAAGAGGGUUGUUUUCUCUUGCUGAUGAUGAACACUCUGUACAGUCUGUUAUGCCUGUUGAAUCAGACAUGGUGGAUACUAACAGUUUUGCUGAUAUAAAUUUCAAUAUACUUGGUGAAUUUAAUCUGGAUGAAAUUGGCCCGAAUGAUUUGCAUGGAAGUGAAAUUGAAAUGUUACCACAAACAUCACUGAGCAUUAGCAGCUCCUCUUUAAAACCCACUGAAGUGCCUUUGUUACUCAAAGUUGAGGAAACCCCUGAACCCAAACACUUAGAAUUGGAAGCUCGGUUACCAGUUCCUGAAGAAGAGAAUUCAGAUCAUAUUUCGCAUGAAAAAUGUCAAACUGAAAUCAAACCUAGAGCUGUUACGAAUGCUGAAACUUUAUCAGAAACACAUACCUUAGUUGCACAUGAGAUUUCUGCAGUGGAAAUACAAGAAAACAGAAUAAAUGCUGAUGAGUAUUCUUGUCUUCCGGCCGAAGGACGUACAAUCACACUGCUGAAGUCUUUAUCUGAACAUAGCACUGCAAUCGAAAGCUUAGAGAAACUAAAUGUUCAAAAUUGUUUCAAAGAUCCUGCAAUUAGUAAGGCUAAAGAACAACCAUUUGUUAGUCCAAAAGAGGCCUCUGGAGAGAUGAUUUUCAAGAAUGUGGAUUUGAAACACAAUUACAAUGUGGACCACAACCCCAACUACUGUCGUAAUAUAAACAGAGCUCUGACAAUAUUUGCAACUGAACAUUCUUUGCCUGCUUUGAGGAAUUGUCUCACUGAAAAUAGCUGUGCUCCAGCUAAGGCUACAGGAUAUGGUGAAACAUUCAAAGGACUGAUGACUAAUAACAGCCUUAAAAAAAUGACAGCAUCUGACAGACCACUCAGAGCACUACAGAAUACCUCACUGUCAGAGCUGUGCUUUCCCAGAGCUGAUGUUUCACAAGGAGCAAAGGUUCUUAAGAGAGAGAUAAUCAUCCCAGCUACCUUCCUCAGUCCUACCCAUUACCGGCAGGUCUUCACAGCAGCAAUAACAGAGCACCUCAAUAUUUGGCUCUUUGACCUAUCUCAGAAACUUUACAAAGCGUUGUCAAAAGUUGACAUAUCCAACUACUCUUCAGAAAAAGGAGGAACUGCUGGUAAAGAGCAGAGUUUUGUCCCACUUUGCCAACAUCAUCAGCCUGCAAAGCUUGUCAUGGUUAAAAAGAAAGGUCCAAAUAAGGGUCGUUUAUUCUAUACUUGUGAUGCCUCAAAAGCUAAUCAGUGUAAGUUUUUCAAGUGGUUAGAUGACAUACAAACCACUAAUUUGGAGCAAGAAGUGGAGCCCCAGCCUAAGUUAAUGCUAUCUGAUGCCAAGAGUUUAGGUGCCUUCAUCAGAAGUCAGUACAUAUCUCUGUACAGUGAAUGUGUGCUUCAUAUAAGGAAAACACCUGCUUUUCAAAGAAAGAAAUUCUAUCAUGGCAAGGUGAAAGAAAUGAUAAAUAUGGAAGGGGAUUUGGAAAGUUGCUGCAAAACUAAACUGUACCUUGGCUUAAGCAGGAAAGAGAACUCAUCAGUUUACAAUAAAGAUGACCUCUGGGUUGUAUCAAAAACGUUGAUGUUUGAUCCAUUGGACACGUUCAUCGCAUGUAGUGUAUUCUAUGGACCAUCCUCAACAAGUGAAGUUGAGCUUUUGCCACUGAAAGGUUAUUCUCCUUCCAGAUGGUCUUCGGACAUGAUUGUUCAUGCUUUGUUUGUUGGUAAUGCCAGCACUGAACUUAGCUGUCUAAGAAAUCUGCAGGAACAUGUUAAUCCAGCUUCUCUUCCUCUGCUGCCACACUUGCUCAAAAUGCCUUGUUACGAUGAAGCAAUAGUCAAGUCUGGAAGAGGAAGAUUUAUUUCACCUGCGUUAAAAAUGCCCGUGGUAAUGACUGGAUUGUUGUGCAAAGAACGGCCAGUUGCAUUGGCAACAGAAAUGAUGCGGAAGUUUCACCUGAAUACAGAUCAGGCAGCUGCAUUGAGACAAGUAGCUAUAAUGAUGGCCAAGGGCGAGAGCCCCCAAGAUCUCAUUCUACCAGUCACUGUUAUCCAUGGGGUCUAUGGAGCUGGAAAGAGCUAUCUGUUGGCUGUUUUGAUUUUAUUUCUUGUUCAACUUUUUGAAGAAAGUGAAGCAACUGAGGGUCCUAGGCAGGUCCCAUGGAAACUUCUCAUUUCUGCCUCUACAAAUGUUGCGGUUGACAGAGUACUGCUUGGGCUUCUUGAGCUAGGAUUUGAUAGAUUUAUCAGAGUCGGAAGCAUUCGGAAGAUUGCCAAACCGAUUUUACCAUACAGUUUACAUGCAGGUAGUGACAAUGAAGAACUAAGAGAGCUGCAAGCACUUAUGAAAGAAGAUCUAACUCUUGUUGAAAAGAUGCACGUGAGAAAAAGUAUUGAGCAACACAAAUUGGGCAGGAACAGAGCUGUGCUGAAGGAGGUGCGAGUUGUAGGAGCUACUUGUGCUGCAUGUCCUUUUCAGUGUAUGAACAACCUGAGCUUUCCAUUGGUGUUACUGGAUGAAUGCAGUCAGAUCACAGAACCAGUUUCUCUCCUUCCUAUUGCAAGGUUUGGAUGUGAAAAGUUGAUCCUUGUUGGCGACCCCAAGCAAUUGCCACCUACAAUUCAAGGCUCCGAAAGUGCUCAAGAAGCUGGCCUAGAACAAACUCUCUUUGACAGAAUGUGCCUGAUGGGCCAUAAUCCCAUUAUGCUAAGGACUCAGUACAGAUGCCACCCUACUAUAAGCGCUAUAACAAAUGAACUGUUCUACAAUGGGAAUCUUAAAGAUGGAGUUUCUGCUUCAAAUCUGAACCCUCUGUUGGACUGGUUGCCCACUCUUUGCUUUUAUAAUGUUAAAGGACAUGACCAGCUGAACAGGGAUGGCAGCUGCCAUAAUCUAGAAGAAGCAACAUUCACUGUGAAACUUAUCCAGUCCCUGAUAGCCUGUGGAAUUAAAGGAUCUAUGAUUGGAGUGAUAACAUUGUACAAAUCUCAGAUGCACAAGUUAUGUGGAAUGCUUGACUACACUGCAAAAUGUGACCCUGCUGAGAUUAAAGCUGUACACAUUUCAACAGUUGAUGCUUUCCAAGGAGCAGAGAAGGAAGUUAUUAUAUUGUCCUGUGUGAGGACUCGUCAUGUUGGGUUCAUAGACUCGGAGAAGCGCAUGAAUGUCGCACUUACCAGAGGGAAAAGACACCUGCUGAUAGUAGGCAAUCUGACUUGUCUAAGAAACAAUAGAUUGUGGAAAAGAGUUAUUCAUCACUGUGAAGUGAGAGAAAACGGCUUGAAACAUGCGUACCAGUGUGAACCAGAACUCGACCAGAUCAUAAAAUGUUAUAAUGAACAGAUGGUGGCAGACAAGGAACAGAAAAAUCUGAAGUCCAGAAGCAAGCCAAUUCUUCCUGAAGAGGGCAACAAAGUUGUUAAUACCACCGAACAGGCUGAAGGAGAUAAAAUGUCUGAUGUACAAGAUUGCACAGAUUAUUGAAACAGAUAGACUACUUCAAGUGGAAAACAAGGACAAGAUGUCAACAUCAAAAACAUUGAACAGAAUGACAACAGCAAGACUGCACUAAGGCAGUACAAGUAAAUUCAUCUAAAAAGUAAAUAUAACUGGAGUUUGAAAAAUCAAACAGAAUUUAAUGUUGAGGAUUAUGGAUAACUUCUUGCCUCCUCUCCCGUUAUAAACAACAACACAAAAUGUGGAUCAGUCUGACGAGGAGUGGUUGGACACUUUUCCUGUCAAAAGGAAAGAAUGAUGUUAUGGGUGUAUUUAAUUGUACUUUUGUAAAUAUAAUGACAUUUUUGUAAGUAGACUGUAUCAAAUAAGAAUUAGACCUAUAUGUUGUCAUUUGUCAUUUAUUUAACAAUAUCUGCAUGUAAAUACAAGGCUCCACUGAAAGGUUAGACAUUUCUCUCAACUAUAGUUCUGCGAAAUUGAUUUUUGAUUUUUCUCUUAUUUAAUGUAUAUUUGGAUUAACCUGCAAAGAUAAUUAAUAAUGGAAAGACUAAGGACUCGCAGGUCAACAAAAAACUCCUAGUUUUUCAUAUUGUGAACAAGUUACAGCUUAUCAUUCUAUGGAAGACUCUUUCUGGAGAUAAAAUCAAUUACUCUGCUUUGGAAACGAGUUUUAGAGGAGAAAGAAUAAAUACAAAUCCACUGGUGUACUCUUGUAUAUAUUUUUAUUUUAAAAUUAAUCAAUUGUAAAUCUUUUGAAUUACCAACUAUGUCACAAGCUAGAUGGAAAACCGAUCCAACUGUAAUAAACAGAUCUGAGUGACCAACAGCCAUCUGUUGAAGGGACCAGUGAUAAAAUAGCAGAACCACUUCUGAAGAUUUAUUUAUUUUUGUGUAAGAUAAAAUCUUCAGAUAUAUUGCUACUUAGGUAUCUUACUACAGUGUACCCAUAAGUACUUAAUUAUUUGUUGAAGUGGAAAGGAAUCAAUGUUCAUAUUAUCUAAAAUGUUCAAGAAAAUUAUUUAAACAUGACAAUAACUAUAAUCAAUGUUAUCGAAAUAUACCAAUAGAAAAUAAAAUAUUAAAUGUUGAUAAAUUAUCUGGAUUGUGCAGAAUACUUUGAGAAAUAAAAAUUGAUGAAAUAUCUA